Messenger RNA from Lecanosticta acicola, 3596 nucleotides. The record is from the annotation of a GenBank genome assembly. NCBI's taxonomy places the organism in Eukaryota, Fungi, Ascomycota, Dothideomycetes, Mycosphaerellales, Mycosphaerellaceae.
AUGGAAGUCGACGAUGGAAGCUCGUUUGGUGACCUGCCAACGCGUCCCAUGCGUGUCAAGGUGCUCUAUACUUUCGAUGCCGAGGGCAAGACUACGUGUCUUGCACGAUUCCCGGAUACUCUCAACAUCCCCGUCGUCGCCCUCGAUGAGCAGUCACAAGUCGGCGUCAUCGACCUCCAACAGUGUAUCCAGGCCAUCGUAGCAGCGUCUCCGGAGAUCAUAUCGAAACUCGAUAAUGGCGACUUCACGGUCUACAAUUACGACUACACGGAAUAUGACACACCUAUCGUCGGUCAAGGAAGGCUAUCGGGGCUCAUGGGCACGUUGGCGGCUCACAACAAGGCAAUGAUCACCGGACGCGUCUGCAAGAAUAUUGCUGCCCUUUUCAGCGGCGGCGUCAAGGAGACUCUGGAAGUCAAGUUCAAGUUGACGCCGUUAUCGAAGCCGACACAAAACGAUUUUGUGAAGAAUGCAGAUGCCUUUCGAAGUCUGAGCCCGGCUACCUCUGCUGGUUUCGACCCAAAUGCAUGGAGCGCUUCGAUGCAACAGCACAGGACCCAACACCAGUCGAAUGACUAUCUCAACUUCGAAGCGUUGGCUGCUGGUGGCGAUAAUGGUGCGGCGAUGCUAGAGAACAUGUUCGGGAUGGGUUCCGGGAGCAGCGUAAAUAUCAGUGGGCAUCAGCAGCCAGGUGGUGAGGGAGUCGCUGAGACCCCGAACGACUCCGCCUUUGCCUACAACCCCGCAUUCUCUGCCCAUCCUCACAGCGCACCAGGCAGCCGGACGGGAAGCCCAAUCAUGCGUCCUGCUUCCAACAUCCCUAGCGAACAAUCACGUCACCAGAGUUUCUCAGGAUAUGCCCAUAACUUCCCGGAUCAAUCUCGGCCCGGCUCACGUGCAAGUGUGCGAAGUGAAUCCAACGCACCCACCUACCAUCACCAAGCACCAUCUCAGGACUAUCGACAGCAGUCAUCACAACCACAGUCAGAAGUCUUUUACAACGAAGAUGGCCAGUCGCGAAAGCGUGCAAAAGUCACGCAAACGGAUUGGCGUGGUAAAUCUUCGUUCGGUGCAAAAUCUGCUGACCUUCGCGUCACCGCUGCAACAGCAUCCUCAAUGCACAUGCACCGGCCGAUUGCAAAGCGCCCUUCUGCCCCCGGCGCCGACUUGGAGCCACCACCUCGCGUGCCUACUCCUGUGCCGCAGCGUACCCUGCUGCCUCAUCAAUACAAGCAGCAGUCCGCAGGUCCGAGAAGCGCACUUCGGCAGUCCACAGUCGAAUCCGAUUUCAUGUCGGAUAUUGAACCUAUGUCCGAUGCAAUGACCUCCCCCGAAGGUAGUUCUCCCGGGAAUAGUAUUACCGGAGAGACUCCUAUGGAUAUUCCAUCCUCGCCACCGUUGAUCCCGGGCUACAACCAGCCGACGCCCAGCAGUCCUGGACUUCCGACUUUGCCACCCAGCAGACUCGCCGAUAGUGGGUAUAUGAGCGGCACUGUUAUGGAGAGCAUGGAAGAGGAUAUGAAUCGUAGCCCGGACGCAGAGGACUUAGAGAUGGCGCGCCAGUAUAGGUCUCGGAGUCAUCCGCAGCAGCCUUUCGUUAAGACCGAAGGCUCUAUCGCGGCUGACACUCUGUACCUUGCCAACGUUCCGCCGAGUGAGCUCAACGUCCAGCUGGAGGAACCUGGAGACAUGGGUCGUUUGCCGCAGAAGUCAAUAAUCAAUUUGCCACCUGGGAGACGAGAUGGCAGUCAAGGGUAUGUUGAACACGAUGCACUCUUCCAGGAAUUGUUUGCGGAAGACGAGAUCGCCAGCACCUGAAUACAACUCCGACUAAUACCGUUUCUAGUCCUAAGAACAAGAAAUCUGUAUCGGCACAUCAAAAUGCUGCAUCUGCAGCUGACUCCGAGAAACCUCGGCCAGAUGCAGAUGCUUCUCGACGGGGGUCUCUCGCGUUGCCAUCCAAGCCUCUGCUGCGAGCUCAGUCGCAAGAACAGGGCUUCAAGCCUCCUCCAAAGCAGAAGCGGCAGCCUCUGCAACGCUCUCACACUGCAAAUGACUCAGAGGCUGGCUCACCGGCGCCAUCUGACACUGAGAGUCGGCCACGUGCACCUCCCCGAUCUGGAUCUGGAGCUCCUCGCCGGAAGCUCAUCGAGCAACGUCUGAAGAGCGCAAUUGCUCGCGGUGAGAUGCCGGUGUACUGUAGUCAUUGCGGUGCCAUUGAAACCCCAACUUGGCGAAAGAUAUAUGUCAAAGAGGUCUCUGGCAAGCCAUCGCCUCUCGAUGCCGCGGAGGGCGAGGGCGAAACAAUCGGCAUUGAGAAUUUGACCACGGACGAUGACAGUGGAGAGGUCACGAGUUUCCUCAUUCGCAAGAGUAUGAAGAAGACAAAAGACAACGAUAUCGGAGAAGGCUUCAACGAUCUGACUGUAUGCAACCCAUGUGGGCUCUGGUUCAACAAAUUCCGCAAUAUGAGGCCUGAAGACAAGUGGCAUCGCAAGUGCGCUCCACGAAAGAAGAAGUCGAAGACUGGUGAAGGCUUUUCUACCGACGGCGUAGAGCCGCAAUCAGAGGCGUUCUUCACCGAUCAACCGGGUCCUGAAGAAGCAAAUGAGUCGGGCAAAUCAGGCGACAAACGUCAGACUGGGGCAGGCGCAGCUCCAGGAGACCUACCGCGUGCGCCUGUUCAGCGACCACGAGCCAACAGCAUGCAACCGCAACUAAAUACGCGCCGUUCCAGCUCCAACAGCAACGCAGGACCGUCGAUGCGUGAAGUGCAGUCCAGCCCAAUUCGCCUCAACGGUUCGCAAGACGAGCCGAUUGAGUUGGAUAUGACGCCCCAUCCGAAGCCCACUAGACGACUGCUGUUCCCAUCGCCUCGAAGACCCGGCGAAACCAAGAGCUUGGAAGGCAGCCCGGCUCCUCGAACCGCUACACCACCGGCGGCAGCUCGUGUUGACAGAACGGUCUUGAAGACGGUGACAACCGAUAUGGAGGUAAAUGUCAACGUCUUUGAGGCUUUCACGUUCGACAAAGAGAACCUAGCACCUCCGCUUGACGAGAACUAUGAUCUUGCUCAUCUCUUCGACGGCUCACCCAGUGUUCUUUUUAGGACACCUCUCAAGAAGACUCCUUUGAAGUCUACUCCUCGGUCGCAGCGGCAGACGAACGACUUGCUGAAGACGCCAACUCCAAGCAGCCGCAAGCGGAAGGCGCUGUCGCCGAGCCAGAACGCCGCGAAUGGCGCACAAAGUAAUCCGAACGAUUUCAUGACUUCUCCUUCUGGACGCUACUUCCUCCGCUCGACGCCCAGCAGACUCGACAGAACGCCAGGAGGUCGCAGCGCCAGCGGUGGACAGGUGGAGCCUUCACCCUUCUCCCGACACCUCGCGCAGAUGCUCAGCGAGGCUAAUGGUAUCGAUGUCGUGAUGACUAGUCCAAGUCGCCAGUACGACUUUAGUGAUCUACCAACGUUCACCACGCCGGGAAGAGAGGUAGAUUGGAAAGGCUUGGAUGAGAUUCUGAGCAGCGAGUUUGCGAAUUACGAUGAGAACGGUUUCGAUACUGCGCAGCCGGGCGAACCACAGCAGCAGGAAUAG